GCUUCAAUUCCCUUUUCCCCUCUUCCCCAGCUCCCUUGCUAGGUUUCCUUCCGCUCCGCCGUGAGAGCACGCCAAACAGCAGAGCACAAUCUGUUUCUUGGCUGCUGUCCAGCCCCGUCCACAGUGGCCAAAAGCCCGCCACCUCAGCCAAAUCCUUCUUCCCAAAUCUUAGGUUUUGACUUGGGGAGGCUCUGCCCAAAUUUUCUUCCCCGGUCGUCCAUUUCCAGGGGAGGUUCUGCCAAAAAAUUCUCCCCUCAUCAUCCAUUUCCCAGGGAAGGCUCUGCCAAAAAUUCCUUCACUGAUCAUCCAUUUCCCAGGGGAGGCUCUGCCAAAAAUUCCUUCGCCGAUCAUCCAUUUCCAGGGGAGGCUCUGCCAAAAUUCCAUCUGAACUUCAUUCAAUUUCCAAGGGGAGGUUCUGCCGAAAUUUGAUCUGCGACCGUUUCAUUUCCAAGGGGAGGUUCUGGCAAAAAAUAAAAAAUAUUUUUCUUGCCGCACAGCACCAAAACUUGCAUCUGAAAACAGAACAGAUCGAUAAUUUCAUUGGAAGGUAAAGAAAAGAGUCUGUUGUGUUCUUGAUGAUAGAGCCGCAGUAGCACCAGGUGUAGAUGUUGUUGCUGGUCCUGUUGGAGCAUCCCCUCUCCGGAUUUAUGGUCGGCGCAGCGAUCACUCGCCUCGUCCAGUCCUUCUCCGUCGUCUUCCUCUACUGGUUCUACGUCUUCUCCCUAACCACCCUGUAGCUCUGUAGCUGUAGCUGGAGUUCAUACUAGUAACAUAAUCAAGCUAGCUAGCACUGAGUAACGAAGGUACCCAAGUGCUGUUACAAGGUGUGUUUUUUAUACUCAAGAUAUAAGAGGAAGUGAAACUGUUGUAAGUUGUUGGGAGGUGACCAUGUCAAGUGGGACCUCGUUCACGUCGAGCCAAGGGACCCGGAGCUCCAGGUCCGCCGAGGAUUGCCCGGACCUCCGGGCCCAGAUGGAGAAGAGGAGAAAGAGGAGGAAAGAGUCCAACCGGGAGUCGGCACGCCGAUCUAGGGUGCGCAAGCAACAACACCUCGACGACCUCUCCUUGCAGGUGGAUCAGCUCAAGAACCAGAGCCAACAAAUGAACAUGGUGCUGGGCAUGACCACCCAAAACCUUGUGGCGCUGCAAGCACAGAACUCGGUGAUGCAGACACAGAAGAUGGAGCUGGAGAGCAGGCUGUGCGCCCUGGGCGAGAUCAUCUGCUGCAUGAACUCUAUCACUAGCACAGCGAACCCCGUCGCCGCCAUGGGCGCCACAACAAGCAGUGCCUAUGACAUUUUUGGCGCCGGCAGCACAUGGAGCCAGCCCAUAGACUUGUACCAGUGCUUCUAAGGAAGAAGAAGAAUGGAUGGUUGAUGUUGUCAUAGCUGGUAGGGCCUCUAUGAAGGCAUCAGGUUCUGUAUCAAUCAUGUAGGGCCUUCGUGUCACCAUUGAUGCGUGCCCCUCUCUCUCUCUCUCUCUCUCUCUUGAUUGUUUAUUUUGUGAGGUUGGGUUGUAAUGGUUGGUGAGGGAGGGUAGGAGGGGAAUUGAUGGGCCAUUUUGUCAAAGAGAGAGAGAGGCUAGGGAUUUUCUACUGGCUCCUGAUGGUGAUGUCUAGCUAGUAAGAUGUGGAAUUGGUACCUCCUGAUAUAUAGUAUAUGCAAAGUGCUUCUCCA
Molecule: messenger RNA, 1676 nt
Organism: Triticum urartu
Lineage: Eukaryota; Viridiplantae; Streptophyta; Magnoliopsida; Poales; Poaceae
Product: bZIP transcription factor 44
Biological process (GO): positive regulation of DNA-templated transcription
Cellular component (GO): nucleus
Molecular function (GO): DNA-binding transcription factor activity; transcription cis-regulatory region binding
Source: RefSeq, a predicted model, not a curated record